Molecule: messenger RNA, 2514 nt
Organism: Phascolarctos cinereus (koala)
Lineage: Eukaryota; Metazoa; Chordata; Mammalia; Diprotodontia; Phascolarctidae
Gene: OCSTAMP
Product: osteoclast stimulatory transmembrane protein
Cellular component (GO): membrane
Source: RefSeq, a predicted model, not a curated record
UCCCAGCUGAUCAGUUCCACUUACAUAUGUACUUCCUCUUCUGCUAAGGCACCUACCUAUCUUCUGUCUGAUUUGUGGACAAAUAUUAUUCUAGGAGCAUGAAGAAUCUUCAGAGGACUGAGGAGCAGCUGGUCAGAAUGAGGAGGUGGCUUUGGCAUUCGGGGCUUCCAAAGGCCCAGGCACUGCUGCUGGCAGCCUGGGAGGUAUAUUCAAAGCCUGUCCCAGCCAGCUGCGGGCAACUAUUAAUUCAGCUUCUGCUGUGCGCUCUCAUCUCUGGGGCUGCUGGUGGGCUCGCCUACAACUGGUUGACUGUCUCCCUGGUCUACUCAGUAAGGACCUCUGUGACAGGAGCCAUGGCUUGUGGCUUCUUGCUUUUCCUGGCCCUGGGUCUAGUCCACCCAGCCCGGUGUCUGCUUGCCAUCACCGUGCCCACAUUAGGCACGAGGCAAGGGCGCCGCCUGCUUCUGUCAUCUGGUUUUGCCGAGCUGGCCACUCAUGUGGUACCCAACAUUCUGGCCAAUGUGGGUGCUACCACCCAGGUGCUAAGGUGUGUGGCCCAGGGCUCUCUGGAGAGCCUGCUCAACUCUACCCACCAGCUAGAGGCUGCCACAGUGGCACUGGACCAGGCAGCUGGGCGGGGACUGACUCUGGAGACCACUAGCAACUGCUCUGCCCUGUAUCUCCAGAUGCUUGUGGCCACCCAGAGAGUCUAUGAGGAUGUGUCGGCCCUGGAGGCACUGGUCCGGGGACUGGCUCUGGGCACCAGUCGGGUGCUGGCUGGAAUCUUCAUACUCUCCCUCCUGUCUGAGUCUACGUGGUAUCUGAAGGGCUAUCUGACCAACCUGCAGUUUGAUAACCUCUAUCACAGCAAACAACUGGAGCAGCUGCUCAGAGAGAACCAGGACAGUCCCCUGGCAGCAUCUCCUCCAGCUCUGGUCCUCAGGACGACUGGCCUGAAGCUCUCCCGGGCUGAAAUUUUCCACUGUCUCUUUCGCCUGGCAUUUCUGGGUAUGCCCCUGGGGGCCAUGGCUGUGAUUGUGGCUGCAGAUUAUGUGGCCUUCCUUCUGGCGCGCAUGGCUGUGGACUGGGCCCAGAAGCUGCCUACGCUGCCCAUCCAUCUGAGCAUCAAGUAUGAUGCCAAGUACACAGUCCUUGCCUUCGUCUCCUUCAUCUUCAAUCAGCCUUCUGAAGAGAGAUCCUCGGACACAUACCAAGACUCAUAUAAGUGGGAGCUACGCUUCACCUCGGCCAGUUGCCAGUUACACUCAGCUCAUCCCCCACAAUACACAGCUGCAUUGGCCGCUGGGACCCUCUUCCUCUUUGCUUCUGCCACAGUCUUCCUGGAGACCUAUGCCCGCCGGCUGGGCCACAGAGUGGCUGCCUCAUUCUUCCAGGCUCGGGAGGAGCAGAGGGCCCGAUACCUGUUUGCCAGGCUCCACCGAAGCCAUCAGAAGAGGCAGGUAGAAUCCAUACAUGCCCGAGUUUCCUCUUGCUCACAUUCCCUAGUCCCCUAGUCUGGAUUGGGUCUGGGACCAUUCAGACAAGUGAGGAGUUGAGGAUUGGGGGGGUACCUUAGAAUGCUGUGAGAAUCUCAGGGAUGCUCCCCUGGGUCACCCCCUCAGACCUUCUGAAGGAAGACAGAGCCCCCUUUCUAGGCUGUCAAAUUCUUCCCACGUAGGAUUUGAACCCAGCUGGAACACCCAAGCUGGAAGGCAUCUCAAAAUGAAAGUCAGAAAAGAAAGGAAUGGACCUCAAAACAAACCAAUUGAUCCGCAAGCCUUUAGUAAGCACCUACUAUGUUCUGGGUACAGCGCUAGUCAAAAGGGACACAAUGACAAAAAAUGAAGCAAGCCCUGCUCUCAAGAAAUUUAUGUUCUAAUCCAUCCUUCUCAUCUUACAGAGGAGGAAACUGAAGACCAGAGAAGAAAAGUUCUUAGGUUCAUAGCUCAAGAACUGGAAAGUUCUAGAACCUCAAAGGCCAGCUAGGUCAACCCUGCCAUUUGUAUAGAUAGAACUGGGUUCCAUAGAGAUCAAUGGACUUCUCCAAGGUCACACAUAUACCAAGUGAUGGUGGCGUGGUUUGAACCCAGAUAGAUAUUCUCAGUCUAGAACCAAUACUCUUUCCCUCCUUAAGCAGAUGGUAGCAGAGCUAGAAUUCAAACCUGAGCCCUCUGGCUCCAAAACUGGGGCUCUUCUUCUUCCACCACACUGUUUUCCCACGGCCUAUUUUAGACCCUCCUGAAUUCUCAAAGCUCUCUUGACUCUAUUUAUAUUUUUCUGCUUUGUUGCUUUAGAGCAGGUAACAAGGUUUAUGGUUUGACAUGCUUUUCUAGCUCUUCUGGUCAGUUUUGACCAUGGUUCCGAGCUGUUUUAUUUUGCUCUUUGAUCAUUUCCUGAUGGUGACUCAUCUCCCCAAAUCAGAGUUCCAUGAUGGCCAGACCUGCGUCCAUUGCCUCUGUCUCCACCCUACCCUGUCCAGGGUGGAGCUGAGCAUUUAAUAAAUAUUUAUCAAUA